Molecule: messenger RNA, 2671 nt
Organism: Ananas comosus (pineapple)
Lineage: Eukaryota; Viridiplantae; Streptophyta; Magnoliopsida; Poales; Bromeliaceae
Exons: 3
Coding region: 178-1536 (452 amino acids)
Source: RefSeq, a predicted model, not a curated record
UGAGCUCUCGUUCUAAUCAAAACCCUAACCCUAAUCGCGCUCCUCAAAAUCUCUCGAACCCUAGUUUCUCCUCGAGAUCUCGAAGCGUGCGAUUCGUUCGCCGGGGUUUGCGAUCGCGGAAUGGCGAAGAAAACGAGUAGCACUUAGGGUUUUGAUCGCCGUUUGAUCGAGGAAACGAUGCGAGCUCGGAAUCGGAACCCUGGGAGGGUCGGAUUCCCCCCGCGGCGGCUAUCGCCGGAGCUCCGGGCAUCCGAUCUCCGGCGCCGCCGACUCAGGAGGUACGGCUCCGACGAGCCGCCGCGGCGGAAGGGCGAGGUCCUCCUCGAAGCGGGUCGCCUCGCGGCGGCGUACCUGAUCUCUAAGGGUUUGCUCUCGCCGAUCCCCGAAUCUGAGGAGAACGAUGGCGGAGAUCGUUCGAUCGGGGUGAGCUCUUCUUCGGCAGGUAAUGAUCUCGCCAAUGCUUAUUCUGAAUCGAAUUAUAGCAGGAAGAGGAACAGGGGUUGGAAUAGUGACUAUGGUGAGAAUUGGAAUUGUUCGAGGGGGAGGAGGAGAGUGGAAGGGAAUGGUGGGUAUACUGAUGGGAAGGGUUGGUAUAAAGAGAAAGGGAGGAAGCGACGGACAUCGGGAUGGGAUAAGAGGUUUCAUGUUGGGAGAUAUAAGGAAUUGGACAUGGAAGAGGACGAUAAUGGAAGUAAAGAGGGAAAUGGAUCGGAGAGGAGAUACGCACUUAGUCGUAGGAGAGAUUUCCGAUCGGUGGUCGAUUCGGGUUUGAAUGAGAAGAAUGAUAUAUCUACAAAAAAUCAAUGCGAGAGCAUGCCGAAUGGUUUCAUCGCGAAGAACUAUGAUCUGCCGUUGUCUCAGAGAAGCCCUACAUUUGAGAGAGAUUUUUGUAUUGAGCCAAUGAGCUCAAUGGAGUAUGCUCCACAAGAAGCUUCAGAUGCUGAUACAAAUGAAGAUACGGUAAUGAGGGGUCCCUCGAUGAAUUCGGACGCAUGGGUAAGUGGCCUUUCGAAAUGUGAGGAUUCUGACUCGAAAAUUGUUCAAUCUGUCCAGUCCAUUGAAAAUGAUCCACAAUGCGAUUUAAGUGACAGCGUUCGUGAUUUUGAUACGUGUAAACCAACAAUUGAUAUGCGAGAGGGUGAUAAGUCUGUGGAACAUAAUCGUGGAAGUGACAAGAUGAAGAGAUUCGACCACUAUUUUCUGUUUGAUCAAUUGCCGCCAAAAAAGCUGUGGCGAAAACUGGAGACUUUCACAUUCGAUGACGGAAUUUAUGAGGAAGUAGAUCAGGAGAAGUUGGGCGGUGAUUCUUUGUUUCGAAAAUCAGAUACUGAACUUAAUAUCCAUUUCGAAGAAGAGAAACAGGAGCAGGAGCAGGAGCAGGAGCAGAAGCAGAAGCCGCCAGUGGAAGUUAGAAUCCUCGAACUUAACCUUAUGGGAACAGCUGAAAUGAACAACAACCAAGAAAUCCCAGUGAUAAAUUUGGAAGGCGUUUCGCAAGAAGAAGACUAUGGCUACAAUUUCUUUCAACUUGAGUAAGCUUUUUUAACGAGGUAGUGUUCGUUGUUAGAUUUACUCUUUUGUGUAGUUAAUUCACACGGUUUAUAGAUAAUGGUUGGUGAUAGUAUGUGAUAGCGCCGGUUUUACUUCUUAAAUACCUACCCCGAUACUAUACUCGCUCUUCGUCUUUGCUUUAGGCAUAUUAGUAGUCAGACAUGAAUAUGAUUUUGGGUUAUUAUGAGAACUAAAGCUGUCUGCGUAUUUUGGCGGUUUGAAUUGGUGAUACUUGGAUUAAGUUUUUAGUACAAAAUGAAGAUGGAGCACAAGUGAAGUUUGUAUUAGCUAUUUCAUCUCUUUAUUGAGGGAACUCCGAGUGAUUGUGAUAUCGUAAAUGCGCACUUGAGAGCCGUUAUUUCACAUUUCUACAGCUAUUCCUUUUGAUAUUUUUAUGUGUCUAGAAAGAUUAACAUCAGUUUCAGGCGCUAAUAAAAGGGAGUUUCAUCAUCUCAUUCGACUGGCUAAAAGGUAAAUUUCUUCAAAUAAGGUUGCUCUGAUGUAUGCCGCUUACUGAUCUGUAUCUUUGUUCAUGUUUUACCAAUUGUUUGGCCUUUUAGUUGAGUAAAUUGUGAUAUUAUAAGAUUUAAAAUGAUUAGUCAAAUAGAAGCGGCAUCGUAGUGCACGAAGCUCCUAUCGAUGUGUGGUUUAUGGAGCGCCUCAUACUCUCAUUCCCAUAUAUCGUGUUCAUGCAUGGAAAGUGAAAACUUUACCGGCUCCUUUUCGUAAGCAGUAAUUGUUGUCUUUUUUUCUUCUUUUUAACUGCGUCUUGUUUUUUUUGUCCAACUAUUACCUGGAUCAAAAUGCAGUGUCAAAUUGAAUUUUAGUUAGUAAAGUUUGUUGUGCGUUAUUGAUGGUCUGUGUUUUGUAAGCUUCUCCUUUGUUUUAACAAAUUCUUUUCCGGUAAUUUGCAGCUGUUGAAGCUUCCAUUCAACUUCAAGUUUCAAUAUGUUUUUUGUUUAUUUAUGAUUUCAGAAGCACACAAAGUUAUCGAGUUUGGAAUGUUAGAUGCGCUCUCACAGGAAAGAAUUAGGUAGCAGAAAUUUUAACAUUAUGUAUUUAAAGGUUCUAAUCUAAUUUUGAUUCGAGUUAUUUGGGAAUUACUACCCAUUCUUUGAAA